GUUCGCCACCUCCUUUGCUCUCGCCUCGCGCGCGCUCCCCCCCGCGCAUCGUGCCGUUCGCCACCGCACCGCGCCGAUGGAGGUCGCCGCCGUGCCCAGAUCCGCCGCGGCCUGCCGUGCGGCGCCCCUGCUCCCGGCCGUCCGAGCCGCUGCGUGCCACCUGGCCCUGCCCCGGCGCGCGUUCUCCGCAUCCGUCGCGGCGGCACCGGCGCCGCGCCGCCUCGCCGCUCGUCGCGCUGCGGAUGGUGACAGCGUGGAGACGGCGCCGGAGGCGGUCCCCAUUGAGAAAAGGUUCCCUCCCUUCCCGAGCGUCAUGGACAUCAACCAGAUCCGCGAGAUCCUCCCCCACAGGUGAGUGCCGGAAGCUUGAUUCCUCGUCCUUGGGGUUGCUCAAACAUGUUUGGCAUUGCAAUCCCACGACACAACUCAGGUUGAUGCAACAGCUUGAAAAUAUUUGACAUUUUGACCAUGCAAUUCCUUUGCAAAUAUGAGUAUACACUGCUUUUAACUCUGUUGUUCCACACUCACACCUCUAGAUCCCAGCAGUUGUAGUCAUGUAAAGGACUAGCGGCCCGUGUUCAUAGAGCAUACGUCUACACGUUGUUAAUGUUAAGAGGCUAUCCCAGGUUUGGAGUUGAAGCAUUGACAUAAUGAGAACAGUUUAGCAGUUUUGUCUCCUUGUGAGCUGAUGUAGAGUCAGUUUGUUUCUAAACAAUGGAAAGAAACAAUCAGAAAAUGUGAUGACAGACAAGGUGGAUAGUUGAUGUAAACCUGAAAUCUAAUGCAACUUCAGUCGACUGCUUACUCAAAAGUCCAAAGAAGAGUUUUGAUACAAAACCCAAAGGCUUCUGCAAUUUCACUACUGUCUUAGCUGUGGAGGCUGCUGGAGUCACCACGAUUCCAUCUCCAUAUCAACCCCUGAUACAUAGUACUUUAGCCUGCAUUUCUUUAUGGAUUCCAGAUAUUUGAUCUGUUUUCUUGUGCUAUAUGCAACUGUACCCUGGAUCUCAUAUAUAUCUGUGACAAGUUUUACUUGCUACUGAAAAGGAUGCUGUCCAAAAUGGAAAUCAAGUAGCAUGCCUCAUUGAUUUCAUGAUGUGUUGUGCUCUAGAGAUCGAUAAGCAUUAUCAUUUAAAUAACCAUGCACCUGUUUAAAACUAUUUAAUACCUAUGCAUGUGGGUAUGCAUGUUAGGUUCCCAUUCCUUUUGGUUGAUAGAGUAAUUGAAUACAAGGCUGGAGAAUAUGCAGUGGGGAUCAAGAAUGUUACAAUAAAUGAUAAUUUCUUCCCAGGACAUUUUCCUGAACGCCCCAUAAUGCCCGGUGUCCUCAUGGUCGAGGCUAUGGCCCAGGUUGGGGGUCUGGUGAUGCUGCAACCUGAAGUUGGUGGAUCUCGAGACAACUUCUUUUUCGCCGGGAUUGACAAAGUUAGGUUCAGGAAGCCAGUGAUUGCUGGCGAUACACUGAUCAUGAGGAUGACACUGACUAAGUAUCAGAAGAGGUUUGGACUCGCCAAGAUGGAAGGAAAAGCUUAUGUUGGUGGUGACCUAGUUUGUGAAGGGGAGUUCCUCCUAGUCAGCGCAACCGAGUAGUGCAAAGACACUUCAUGAUUCUCUGGGAAGAAUCAUUGGUUGGAAUCAGAUCUGGUUGGAUGUUUGAAAGAACCGAGUUUUGAACUAAUUAUACAAUCGGCAGUUGAGGCGAUCCUUUACCUGUUCUUAAGCAUGUUGUUGAGUCCAUGUGGUGAUUUCUAUCGGUUACCAAGGGCCCAAGGCUGAAUCCACGCCAUGUUAUGUUGCAAUUGAGGAUUACAAUAUAUUGGGUAAUUGUUUGAUGGAAUAAACGAUAAUGCUUUUGUAGUUUCUUGCCU
Molecule: messenger RNA, 1868 nt
Organism: Zea mays
Lineage: Eukaryota; Viridiplantae; Streptophyta; Magnoliopsida; Poales; Poaceae
Exons: 3
Coding region: 1171-1590 (139 amino acids)
Source: RefSeq, marked provisional